GUCAUAGAAGAGAAACUUAAUUUUUGUGUUCCUUUUGAACAGUUAGCCUUUUUCCCUUAAAAGCAAAGAUCAAGAAGAUGUAUCAACUCCAAGGAGAGUCAGUUGACUCUGGACCGGAUGACAGCUCCGAUGACAACCAGAGUGUGAGCCUGGGUCCCUCUGUGCCAUCUGAUGACGUCUCUGUGGCCUCCGAUUACCAGGACGACGGCUCUCCGGAGUAUUUUGAAGAAAUUCCUGUGGUCGCAGCUCAGGAACUGAGUAACGUCUUGAAACAGGGCUACCUGGAGAAGAAACGAAGAGAUCACAGUUUCUUUGGCUCAGAGUGGCAGAGGCGCUGGUGCGUCCUCAACAAUACCAUCUUCUAUUACUUCGGGAGCGAGAAAGACAAACAGCAGAAGGGCUCUUUCUACAUCAACGGGUACAGCGCCGGGCUGGUGGGGACCCUGCGGAAAGACUCCAAGAGGAAUUCCUGCUUCGAGCUCAGCGCUCCAGGGCAGCGCUCUUUCCAGUUUACAGCCAGCAGCCCAAAGGAAGCCAGGGAAUGGGUGGAUCAAAUUAAUUUUGUCCUUAAGGACCUGAGCUCCAGCUUCAUCCCCUUCGACGAGGACGAAGAGGACGAAGUGGAGGGCGAGGACGAGACGUACGACGACGUCGACGCUGUGACCUCCCCUCCUGCUCCCCGCCCCGCCCCAGCACCCCAGACCCAGGAGGAGCGGAAAGGGGGGCAGCCGGAGGCAGAGGAGGAAGAUGACGAUAUCUACGAGGUGCUGCCAGAGGAUGACUUUCCUGCAAUGGCCGAGGAAGGCGCUGAGAAGAGACAGAAGGCAGCAGGAUCUGUUGACUAUGCAAAUUUCUACCAGUGUCUGUGGGACUGCGAGGGGGACGAGCCCGACGAGCUGACCUUCAACAGAGGAGACCUCAUCUACAUCAUCAGCAAGGUCAGGUCGCAGAAACAGCCUCACUCAGACCAGAGGAUAUGCGGUCCCACAUUGUCAAGGGCUUGUUACCGCGAUUCCUAG
Messenger RNA from Lepisosteus oculatus (spotted gar), 1019 nucleotides. NCBI's taxonomy places the organism in Eukaryota, Metazoa, Chordata, Actinopteri, Semionotiformes, Lepisosteidae. The record is from RefSeq and is a predicted model, not a curated record.